GCAUUUUGUGUGCACCUUUCCCAGCUGUGAACUGCGUAAGAAUGACCAGCAAACUUCAGAUUGCGGCGUAAGAGUGUGCGUGUGUGCAGGAAGUGUGAACUGGGUCAAAGGCCUUUCCACCGACCCCUGAUCCCAUUCAUUUGGAGACUCGGGGUGCACCUUUGAGACUAAGGCACCCCCUCUUCUGCCCCUCUCAGCUGCGUUUCCAGGAAAAACAGACCCGUUGCCAAGUCGGGAGGCUUCGUUCCCCAAAUCUCUUGCGUUUGCACCAAGAGAGAAGGCCGUUCACGAGCCUCUUCCAGGAUGUCUGCAAAACGGGGAUCGACUCCCAGCCUGCAGUUCCAAGGCCCGUUGGAGCAGGGAGCUCGCCGGGGAGCGAAAAUGGAAGAGGAGGAACCCGAAACGCUGGACCCAGAGGAAGGGUGGAGGGGCAAAGCGGAGGCCUCUCGCCGCCCUCGAGAAAAAAAUGAGAGGCUGACCAAGGCGAGAUCAGUCCAGCAGAAAGAACAUCACAAUGCCACUCGUUCCCCUCGUUCGGGGUGGAGGAACCUACUGCGCCCCAUGGAGUUAGAAGACCGGCAGGGGUUCUCGCCCUCUGCCGAGGGGCCGGCAGUUACCCCCCAGGCGCCCAGGGGGGGGCGGGCCAGCCGGCACCCUCCGGUCCUCAGCGAAGAAAGCCCUGAGGCCCAAAACAUCUUGGACUCGGGGGAGAUUGGAGAAUCGGGGAUGGUCAAAGUGAAGGAGGAGGUCCUGGGAGAUGACUCGGCCAGUAUGGAAAUGAAGCGCCAGCGUUUCCGGCAAUUCCGCUACCAGGAGGCCGAGGGUCCCCGUGAGGUGUGCAGCCAGCUCUGGUACCUCUGCCACCGGUGGCUGAAGCCCGAGAGACACACCAAGGAGCAGAUCCUGGAGCUGCUGAUCCUGGAGCAGUUCCUGGCCAUCCUGCCCCCUGAGAUCCAGAGCUGGGUCCGGGAACAUGAACCCGAGACCUGUUCUCAGGCAGCAUCCUUAGCUGAGGAUUUUCUGCAGAUGCAGUGCGAAGCUGAGAGGAAAGAACAGCAAGUGCUCGGCCUGUUUGAGAUGGACAAUGAGGAUUCUCCGGAGGCUGAGGCAGAGCAGCCUCCGUCAGUCGCUGUGCCGGAGCCCCUCUUCAGAGAAGCUAAGCGGGAGGCCGACGAAGAGGAACGCGGCAAUUUAGCUGGAGCUCUCAGGCCGGUGGAGCCCCGGAGAGGGGCCCCGCUCCCCCUCUAUCCGGAGGAGGGCAGCUCUGACGAUGAGGGCCUGCUGGACCUCGUCUACGCCGCCAACCUCGAGAUCCACAGCCGGCGGCCCCCCCGACGGACCCGCCUCAUCCGGAUGCGCACCCACGAGCUCCAGGUGUCCGACGAGGAGUGUCUGACCCGCUUCCGACUGGACCGCCAGGCCAUCCAGGACCUGUGCACUCUCCUGGCCCCGUAUCUGGACGGGGCCUCCGCGAGUCGCCGGCACAUCCCGACAUUACAAAAAGUCCUGAUCGCCCUGCAGGUCCUCGGCACGGGCUCCUUCCAGCGGAUGACGGGAGACAACCUGCGGGUGUCCCAGUCCUCCGUCAGCCGCUGCUUGGAUGCGUUCCUGGAAGCCAUGCUGCGGCACGUGCACGAGCACAUCACCUUUCCUACCACUGACUCGGAACUCCGCCGGACCAGGGAGGCUUUCUUCGACAUCGCGGGGUUCCCCAACGUCCUUGGGAUUGUGGACUGCACCCACGUGCCUAUCAUAGCCCCGGCAGACAUGCCGGCGCUGUACCGAAAUUGCCACAACUUUCACAGCCUCAACGUGCAGGCCACCUGCGACGCGUCGGGUUGCUUUACCCACGUCUUGGCCAAGUUCCCCGGGAGUGUCCACGACGCGCGGAUCUUCCAGCUCUCCCAGCUGCAGAGGCUACUGGAGUCGUGGCCUGAAGGAAAGGGGUGGCUUUUGGGCGACUCUGGGUAUCCCUUGCGCCCCUUCCUCAUGACCCCGCACCCCGAUGACGCCCCUGAGGCGGUGGCGCGCUACAACGCUACCCACAAGACGACACGGAUGGUGGUGGAGACGGCCUUUGGCCAGCUCAAGAUGAGGUUCCGCUGCCUUCACUCCACGGGGGGACGCUUGAUGCUCCGCCCAGAGAAGGUGGCCAAGGUCUUUGUGGUGUGCGCCAUGCUUCAUAACAUGGCCUUGAGACGCCAGCUGCCUAUCAUCAAUGGAGGACAAGGGGUAGACACAGAGGUCCCGGUGCCUCCGUACUUGGAGACCGAUAGCAUGGUAGAACAAGACCCUCAAGGGGUGGAAGUCCGAGAUCAGAUCAUUAGCACUUAUUUCUCACAAUAAACGCAGCUUUCAGUA
Python bivittatus (Burmese python) is the source of this 2361-nucleotide messenger RNA. The record is from RefSeq and is a predicted model, not a curated record. Lineage: Eukaryota; Metazoa; Chordata; Lepidosauria; Squamata; Pythonidae.